CCCAGUCUCCUCCGCGCGCCCCCUCCCCAGCCAGGCGGAGCCGCCGCCGGAGCUCGGACUGCCGCCGCCUGCCGCUUUCUUCCCCCGUGGCCAAGGGCGCCCGGCUCUGCCCCGCGGACCCGCUCCCCGCCUCCGCCGCCAUGAGCUGGGGCUCGGAGCUGUGGGAAGAACAUGUGGGGUUGGACUAGGAGGGCCUGUGGCAAGAUCACACACUCCAGCUGCAGCCCUGUGCGCUGCCCAGCUGAAGGAGCCAGGUGCCAAGAACAUUCAGGGCAGGAUCAGUUUGAUAACUUAGACAAGCAUACCCAAUGGGGCAUUGACUUCCUGGAGAGAUAUGCAAAAUUUGUGAAAGAAAGGAUAGAGAUUGAACAAAACUAUGCAAAACAAUUGAGAAAUCUGGUCAAGAAGUACUGUCCUAAACGUUCAUCCAAAGAGGAAGAGCCCAGGUUUACCACAUGUCUAGCCUUUUUUAACAUCCUUAACGAGUUAAAUGACUAUGCAGGACAGCGAGAAGUAGUUGCAGAAGAAAUGGGACACAGAGUAUAUGGUGAACUAAUGAGAUACUCUCAUGAUCUAAAAACAGAAAGGAAAAUGCAUCUUCAAGAGGGGCGAAAAGCUCAGCAGUAUCUCGACAUGUGUUGGAAACAGAUGGAUAAUAGCAAAAAGAAAUUUGAGAGAGAGUGCAGAGAGGCAGAAAAGGCACAACAAAGCUAUGAAAGACUGGACAAUGACACUAAUGCUACAAAGGCUGAUGUUGAGAAGGCUAAGCAACAAUUAAAUCUGCGUACACACAUGGCUGAUGAAAACAAAAAUGAAUAUGCUGCACAACUACAGAACUUCAAUGGCGAACAACACAAACACUUCUACAUUGUUAUUCCUCAGAUAUACAAGCAACUACAAGAAAUGGAUGAACGAAGGACCGUCAAGCUUAGUGAAUGCUAUAAAGGUUUUGCUGAUUCUGAACGAAAAGUUAUUCCCAUAAUUUCUAAAUGUUUAGAAGGAAUGAUUCUUGCAGCAAAAUCAGUUGAUGAACGUAGAGACUCUCAAAUAGUGAUCGACUGCUUCAAGUCUGGUUUUGAACCUCCUGGAGACUUCCCAUUUGAAGAUUACAGUCAGAAUAUUUACAGGACCAUCUCUGAUGGUACCAUAAGCACACCAAAGCAGGAAGGAAUGAAGAUUGAUUCAAAAACCACUGUGGGCAAGGCCAAGGGCAAGCUGUGGCUUUUUGGAAAGAAACCAAAGCCACAGUCCCCACCCCUAACCCCUACUAGUUUAUACACAUCCAGUACUCCUAAUGGGUCCCAGUAUCCCAUAUUCUCCAUUGAACCAGUGCAUUAUUGCAUGAGUGACAUAAAAACAGGGAAGCCCAGAAUUCCUUCUUUCAGAAGCCUCAAAAGAGGGUGGUCGGUGAAGAUGGGCCCUGCACUGGAAGAUUUCAGCCACCUGCCCCCAGAACAAAGACGUAAGAAGCUGCAGCAGAGAAUUGAUGAACUUAACAGAGAACUCCAGAAAGAAACAGACCAGAAAGAUGCACUUAUCAAAAUGAAAGAUGUUUAUGAAAAAAACCCACAGAUGGGAGAUCCAGGCAGUUUGCAGCCAAAAUUAGCUGAGACCAUGAGCAACAUGGACCGUCUUCGAAUGGAAAUACACAAGAAUGAGGCUUGGCUUUCUGAAGUUGAAGGUAAAGUAGCAGCAAGAGGUGACAGGCGGCACAGCAGUGACAUCAACCAUCUUGUGACACAGGGAAGAGAGAGCCCCGAGGGGAGCUACACAGAUGAUGCAAACCAGGAAGUUCGAGGCCCACAGCAGCAGCAUGCCCACCCUAAUGAAUUUGAUGAUGAAUUUGAAGAUGAUGAUCCCUUACCAGCUAUCGGACACUGCAAAGCAAUCUAUCCCUUUGAUGGUCACAAUGAAGGCACCCUGGCAAUGAAAGAAGGGGAAGUUUUAUAUGUUAUUGAGGAGGAUAAAGGAGAUGGAUGGACAAGAGCUCGAAGACAGAACGGAGAGGAAGGCUAUGUGCCAACAUCAUACAUAGAUGUAACUCUAGAGAAAAGUAGCAAAGGUGCAGUAACCUAUAUCUAAACACUACACUCGCAGUUUACAGCUGUACAUCCCAGAGGGAAAACACUGAAUCACAGUUUCAUGGAAGUAUUAGGCUUUCCAAAGGCAUAAGUGCUCUGUUCUCUUUAUGAGUUCCACUUAAUUUUUUUUCAGAGUUAGCCAGUAGUAAAACUUGGGGAAAAGGGGGAAGGAAGGGGGAGUUUUUUCAUUCAUUGGGUCUGCAAAUUUGACCAGUGCCAUUUGCCUUGUAUUUAUCUGCUUUUAGCAGUCAUCUUUCAUAAAUCAUUGAAUCUGACCUAUUGAUUAGGUCACUGUAUUUUUAAUGAUUUUUAUCUUAAAUCUGAUCUUAAUUUUCAUUUACUCCAGCAAGUAAUUUAAAAUUCUGUCUGUCUGACAGUAUACCAGACAAUAACCCACUCCCCAAGGUGCAAUUUCUAUAAAGCCUCUUUAGACUCUCAGCAUUCCUUCAUCAGCAGCUUUAACUGUGCUACGUGGAUAGCUGAAAACUCUUAAAAGACAAACAAGAGCAUUCUAACAACUGAGUUCAGUUACUGAAAACGUUCAUAUUUUUUCCUUGCUUUGUAAAUAUUUUGGCAGCUUUCAUUGCAUAAGGAAAUCAACAUUCUGAUUCUCAAAGAUAAACUUGCACUCAGGAAGAUUCUCUGUAUUUUCUGUGUUCUCUUUAAUUACCCAUGUAUGUAUGUUAUCUUGCUUCUUUUGUUUUCUUCCAAUGGUACUGGACCAAAAUUAUUGUGCAUUUAAUAACACUGCUUAGAACUGGAAAUACUUUUGAGGUUACAACAGUGUUAAAAUGCCACAAAACGUGUUUUUUCCAUUGCAUUCUCUGGCCUCUUCUUUGGCAAGUACCUGCUUUUGAGUUGUGACAAAUGUUCUAGACUCCCAGUACAAGGGGCUUGGUAUCCAUAGCUAGGCUUCAGACUUCAUUACCUAUGGAUUAAAUAUUCAAAGUUUAGUUGUACAUCCAUUUCCUCACUUAAUGUUAAAUGAACCUGGACUGGAAGUUAACUUGCACUAUUUGGGUACUAGAAAACUGGCUAUGCUGGAAAUUCUGUUGGGGGAAAAAAACCUGGAAAGCUGUUGCUUGCUAUCAAAUGUGGUUAAUUCUUCAGGAAUUAAAUGCAAGGUUGAAUCUAUAGCCAUUUGGGAAGGCCAGUUAGAAGUGAGCACCUCUCUGUCUUCCAAAGACCUUCAGUAACUCUGUUCUUUUCUUUUUCCUCUUGGACUGCAGGUUCCUGAAGCGGGUUUCUGAGAAAAUGGGCGAGAUGUUGAAGGAGGUUACAUGCAGCUGCUUUUGGGGAGGGCAUUAGGCUGGGAGGCACCAUGAGAAGGGGAAAGCUAGUUGCAUGAGUGCAUGCAGACAUACAUUUAUUCACUAACAUUCUCAGCAUUGCCAUAUGUAGCUAAGGACCUGUUACAAAUUCUUAAAUUUCUGCAGCAAAAUAGGACUCCAUUACAACAGUAUAAACUAAGGCAACCAGAUCGUGGUCCUAAGUACUGAAAGUUGUACAAACUGUUCACCAGUUUGUUACAGUUUAUUGCCUCAGCUGUCUUCUUUUCCAGCCCCAUUAUAAUUGGUAGUCAUUCAAGACCCUGUCAUUUGUCAGUGUCUGCAUAUGCCACCUCCGUGCUCGCCCUAACCUCCUCCUGCAUGUCUAGAGUUCUCAGGCAUGUCAGUCUAACUUUUUUCCUCCAUUGCUUAUCUUCUUCUUUUUCAUGUGUAGCAAAACCACUUUGUUUAAAUAUCUCCUGUACUAAAGUUUUCAUCCCAGUGUCCAUGUGUGCUGCUAUAACUUUCCUACUGCAACUAUCAUUACAUUCCAGUUUUUCAGCAUUAUAACUGAUGUGAACCUAAAUGUAUUUAUGUUGUUGAUUUGGGGAAAAGAACACAUCUCAGCUCUAGCUGACAGUGCAGUCAAAGGAGCUCCUAGAAUUGUGGUCCAUCUUCAGCACUUCGGUAACCUAUAGUGAGCACUGAAAACCUGGCAUGAACAACACAGAGAUUCACCACCAGAAGACAAGUGACUGUUUUUAGAAGUCAACUGCUUGCCAUUCAGACGCUGCCUUAAACUAGAGUGCCUAAAUCUGUUGAUUGCCAACACUACCAUUACAGUAUCCCACAAAGGGCUUUGGGUCUCAACUCAGUAUGACCUCCUGUAACUCCUUCCACGGUGCUGCAGCUGCUGAGGUAGCCACAGCAGGUGGUUUCUAGAGCUCUACCUUAUGUGAUACAUGGUGCGUCAUACAUUUUAUGCAUUGAAACUGAAGACAUGGAUCUGUUCAUUUUACUUUAAUGAAUGUUUUUAAAAUAAUUUUUAAGGAAAUUUCUUCUUGAUUGUCUCUUAAUUUGGGGUUAUGACACUCCAGUUUAAUCACUGCAGUGCUAGGUCUGUUCCCAGGUGAUGCUUCAUUGUAUGGACCAGUUGAAAUUUGAGUGAAACUUUGUAAUGAUCUUUGUGCACUUUUACUUGUAAACAAUUGAAAUUUGGAUAUGUUUAUAUGUGUAAAUAUAGUUGUCUGCAGAGCCCCUACUGCUUAUGUUGUCUUGUCUCCCAUUUGUGAUUCUAUUAAUAGAAUGUAUCAUAUCUGAUUUUAAUAGGUAACAUUAGGAUAGGGGAGGUAGUGGGAGGGAUCUCUGUAUCAGCUGAAGUUUUAUCAACCCAGGCACUUGCUGUUUAGGGAAAGAAUAGUGAAACAUCCUGUUUUUCCAUGGGGUUUGAAGCAAUAUUUGGAUGCAGCAGUGCUGGAUUCUUUAAAAAAAAUAUGUCAGUGUUAUUAGAAAUCGUACUACCAGUAAAACUGAAUCUGAGUGACUUGUGUGGCAGUUAAUUCCUUUGUUACGUAUACCACUAUUACACAGCUGACCUAGCGUAUUACAUUUGGGGGCUAUUAAAUGCUAAAGUUUAGAUUUUUGGAUAUUGUAUACAGGGUUAUUUAUAUAACGUGACAUUACUCAAUACUGACAAACUACAUAGUGUAGUUUUUUUUUAAACCUAGUGCUUUUUUAUUUUAAAGUUAGAGAAGAAAAGGAAAUGUGAUCUGUGUUUUUUCUGCAAAGAGGUUUGCCUGGCUAACAGCCUUGCAGGUCAUUGUUAGCACUUCCUGGUAAAGGACUAACUGUUCUUUUCAUGCUACUGUUUGUUUUUCUAAAACCAGGAUUUGCUUCCUUUGAAAGCAAGUUGCUUUCAUAAGGGAUAAUGCAACCUGUACGAGGGUUAUUAAAGAUAGAAUAAACCAUUUGUACUUGCACAGCAGCUAGUUAUAAAUCACUAUUCUGAACGUGAAUUGUCUAAGGAAUCUUACAUUUUUCAAGUAAUUUUUAAUCCUUUUGUGCACAUGUUGAUUUCUUAAAUGUUAAAUGCUUUGUUUAAAAAUAGUGUUCUCUGUUGAGAAUAUUUUAAUGGAAUAAAAAAAGAACCUUUUCAUGGUUAA
Alligator mississippiensis (American alligator) is the source of this 5511-nucleotide messenger RNA. It is a transcript of the gene FNBP1L, whose product is annotated as formin binding protein 1 like. Bases 172 to 2082 code for a protein of 636 amino acids. Gene Ontology annotation, molecular function: protein binding. Lineage: Eukaryota; Metazoa; Chordata; Crocodylia; Alligatoridae. The record is from RefSeq and is a predicted model, not a curated record. The transcript is spliced from 17 exons. Gene Ontology annotation, biological process: signal transduction.